UUCUGACAAGUCAAUUCUCAACUCUCAUCUCAUUAGAGUCUCAGUUUUGAAGAAAAGCAAAAAAGAGAGAGACUACGUUUCUUCAUUGCAGUUUUCACACAAAUCAUUCAUAAUUCAAGGGUUUUCUUCUUCUUGAGAUUACAGAGAUCAGAGAGAUUAUGGGGGUUUCGGAAAACUCGACGGGUUUGGCUUUGGCGUUGGGUUCCAGUGCAUUCAUUGGUGCUAGCUUCAUCCUCAAGAAGAAGGGUCUCAAGCGUGCUGCUGCCACCGGCACUCGUGCAGGUGUUGGUGGUUAUACUUAUUUACUAGAGCCACUUUGGUGGGCUGGCAUGGUUUCAAUGAUUGUUGGGGAGGUAGCAAACUUUGUGGCUUAUAUUUAUGCUCCGGCAAUACUCGUUACGCCGCUUGGCGCGAUCAGUAUUAUUGUCAGUGCUGUUUUGGCUCACUUCUUGCUGAAUGAGCGGCUUCAGACGAUGGGGGUAUUAGGAUGUCUGUCCUGCAUUGUGGGAUCAAUUGUCAUUGUCAUCCAUGCUCCUCAAGAGCAAACUCCGACUUCUGUCCAAGAAAUAUGGGAUUUGGCCACUCAACCAGCAUUUCUAUUUUAUGCCGUGGCAACAAUUUCUUUAGUUUUGGCUUUGAUUUUACACUUCGAGCCUCGCUAUGGACAGUCUAAUAUGCUGGUUUACUUGGGAAUUUGUUCAUUAAUGGGCUCAUUUACGGUUGUGAGCAUCAAGGCCAUUGGUAUUGCAAUAAAGCUAACACUUGAUGGAAUUAACCAAAUAGCUUAUCCUCAGACUUGGUUUUUUCUCACAGUUUCAGCAAUAUGUGUUAUCACACAGCUGAAUUACCUUAACAGGGCACUGGAUACAUUCAAUGCAGCUAUUGUUUCCCCUGUAUAUUAUGUUAUGUUCACAACUCUCACCAUUAUUGCCAGUGCAAUAAUGUUUAAGGAUUGGUCUGGUCAGGAUGCUACCAGCAUAGCGUCUGAGAUAUGUGGCUUCAUCACCAUUCUUUCAGGAACAAUGAUAUUGCAUAUUACCAGAAAACAGGAAGAGUCCGAUAUGCAAAGGACCUUAAAAUUCUACGUUGGCGAGGAUUCAAUGAAGGGCCUUGAGGAUGAACACCUGAUCCUUAUACAUGGUUCGGAUUUUCGGGAACAGUGACUUUUCCUGUGAGGUUGAUGUAUGGAGCAAGUUCUAUGAAUCAGCAAUGGAAUAACAAUUUGGACACAGCCCAGCUCAUGAUACGAUGCAUUUUGCAGCGAGCAUUGCAUUCAUGUCUUUGAUCUUGGAGCUUGAAUUCAAGCAUCCCGGAGUGCUAAAGUUUUCUGACCGUUUCUCCACCCUCCUUGGAGUGAUCUCAAAAUGUCUGAUGCGGUGCAGUUCAACGGCCGAAAUGGGGAUUGCUAACUCGUCUCAAAAAGUUUCAGAUUUUUGAAGUGAUAUCAUGCUAUGUGAUAUAAUGUCCAUAGUAGCCUGUGUAAUUUUCCCUUUCACAAUUUUGGUGGUAGGUCAGCACUUGUUUAUGUAUAUAUUUUUAUACUUUUUUCAAUUGAUUAUUGGAUUAUGUUGAUAAUUUUCCUUGGUGGUGGCAAAUAAUAGUAUCAGUUUGUUUCGUUGAAA
Molecule: messenger RNA, 1622 nt
Organism: Arachis duranensis
Lineage: Eukaryota; Viridiplantae; Streptophyta; Magnoliopsida; Fabales; Fabaceae
Product: probable magnesium transporter NIPA6
Exons: 9
Coding region: 159-1163 (334 amino acids)
Biological process (GO): magnesium ion transport
Cellular component (GO): membrane
Molecular function (GO): magnesium ion transmembrane transporter activity
Source: RefSeq, a predicted model, not a curated record